Prunus armeniaca (apricot) is the source of this 1107-nucleotide messenger RNA. NCBI's taxonomy places the organism in Eukaryota, Viridiplantae, Streptophyta, Magnoliopsida, Rosales, Rosaceae. The record is from the annotation of a GenBank genome assembly.
AUGUCAAAACUUUCCUCACCUCCAUUCUCAUCUCAUCCCUUGCCCAUUUCUUUCAAUAUCUCAUCGUUGUUCCCAGUUCCUAUGGAUCGCACCAACUACUUGAGUUGGAAAUCCCAAUUUGAAGAUGUAUUGGAGAUGCACGGCCUUGCAACAGUCGUCAAGAACAACACAAACCCACCCAAAGUGCAAGAAGAUGGAUCUGUGCACCCAGAGUUAGCUAAGGAUAAACUGACACUUCUCAUCCCUUGUACCACUGCUCAUCAGGCCUGGACCAUGCUGGCCAAGCGCCUCUCACCUCUUGCUAGUACUCGUGUAUGGAUUCUUCGAGACCAAAUUCGCACUCUCAGAAAGGACACCAACACAACAGUUACUGAUUAUCUCAAUUAUGCCAAAUCACUCUUUGAUUCCCUCACACAAGCUGGUGCAACAAUGGACGAUGAUGAACUCAUAAGUUAUGUUCUGGAUGGUCUUGGUCUUGAAUACAAAGAGUUAGCCACAACACUUCACUUGCAUCCAGAUAUUGAUUUCGAUAAAUUCUAUGAUCUAGCUUUAAGGGAAGAACAUUUACAGAAAAGAAUGUCUCUCACCGCUGCUUCAGGGGUUGCUAUGGCUGCUGAUUGGAGGUCCACUGAGCGCAACUCUAGUCCAAACUCCACUGGUCACAAUCCAACUCAUUCCUACGGUUCUGGGAGAGGACGCGGGCGUGGCAGAAACUGGAAUCAAGGGCACAAUGGACAUCGCCGUACUCAAUCUCACGACCAGCAACAUGCUUCCGUUGUUCCUUCUUUUGCAACUCUUACUGAUGGACGCCCUCCACUUCUUCCAACGCCACAUGGAAAUUCCCCAAAUACCCAACGGGCUGAUGUCAUAUGUUUUAGAUGUGAUAAGCCAGGCCACAUAGCUCGUUUCUGCCCAGAUCGAAGACCUCAUGCAUACAUGGCAACAAAUACCUCAACUCCAUCUCAAUCUACUUAUGAUGUGGCGAAUCUCAAUUGGUGCUUUGAUUCUGGUGCUACCCACCACAUGACAGCGGACCCAACUUCUCUACCACAUGCCCAACCUUACACAGGACAACAAGACGGGGACGGUACUCCUUACUGGCAGUAG